AUGGCUGGAUACGAUAAUCCCGAAUACCGUGCCUACCAGACUGAUGUGAAGGAUGGUAAGGUCACCUUGCCACUGUGGGAUGAGACUGAGACCAUCACCAUCCUCCCUGGCGAGUUGUACUGCCGUGUGGCCUUUUGUGGUCACACUAAUACUCCCUCCUCAUCCACCAAUAACUUGCGUAAGCAUGUCCAACGUGCUCAUCCUCACCUGACUCUCGUGCCUGGAAAAAAUGGAAAAGUGCCCAACAACGACAUUAUGGCUGCCAACCGGUUCUAUUCCUCGCUCUACUCCAAAACUGAUGAUGACCAGGAUUCCAGUACUGAACCAUCUGAUGCGUCAACCCCGGAGCCUAGCUCUCCCCCACCGCCUGCCCGCAAGGCCCCUACCCGCAAGGCCCCUACCCGCAAGGCCCCUACCCGCAAGCCCCCCGCCCAUUUGCCCUCCCCUGAGGGGCUCCAGCCUAUGCCGAUGAAAGAUGGCAAGAUUGAUGCUGCAGCUGUCCGCAAGGUUGGCAUCAGAAAGAGUGGUAAGCGUGCACCUUGCUCCAAGUGCCGCAAUAAUGGGACCACUUGUGGAAGUACUAAUGUGUGUGACUUUUGGGAAUACUUUGAGUCACCAGAGGAGAGUGAGGAUGCUGAAGAGGAUGCUGAUGUCUAG
Messenger RNA from Aspergillus glaucus CBS 516.65, 657 nucleotides. RefSeq lists its product as uncharacterized. The coding region runs from base 1 to 657 and encodes 218 amino acids. NCBI's taxonomy places the organism in Eukaryota, Fungi, Ascomycota, Eurotiomycetes, Eurotiales, Aspergillaceae. The record is from RefSeq and is a predicted model, not a curated record. The transcript has 8 exons.